This is a messenger RNA of Quercus lobata, 1710 nucleotides long. RefSeq lists its product as uncharacterized. Bases 1 to 1710 code for a protein of 569 amino acids. Gene Ontology annotation, molecular function: protein dimerization activity. Lineage: Eukaryota; Viridiplantae; Streptophyta; Magnoliopsida; Fagales; Fagaceae. The transcript has 5 exons. The record is from RefSeq and is a predicted model, not a curated record.
AUGGCGCCGCCACUGCUCACAGGUGCAGCUCGCUCCGUGACCUCCGCCGCUCCUCUUCUAGUCGUCGUCCCUUGGCCGUCGUCAUCACUCGUCGCCCGCUGUCGUCGCUCGUCGCUUGCCCAUCGUCACUUGCCCGUCGUCGCAGAUCAGAUCAGUCUCACCGUCUCAAUUGCUCCGCUUUAUCUUAUUCGUUGCUUUUGUCUGUUGGGCAGUGACUCAGUGUAUGUUGGUGUGGGUGUUGGUUGUGAUUGGGGGAUGGUUUGUGCUUGUCUGUUGAGUGGGGUAGGGAUAGAUGGGCUGAUGGGCAGUGAGCACAUGGGGCAUGAUAUUGGUAAGCAAGGAGGAGGUGACACUUUUGUAACGAAGGGAUUCAAACUUUGGAAUCAGAAAGAUAAGUUAAAUUCCCAUGUUGGAGGAGUUAAUAGUGCUCAUUACCAAGCUGUCCAAAAGUGUAAUGAUCUGUUGAAGGAAAAGCAACACAUUCAAAGUGUUUUUGUUAAGCAAUCAAAUCAAGAUAAAAUUGACUAUCAGAUUCAAUUAAAUGCAAUAGUUGAUUGCAUAAGAUUCCUUUUAUGCCGGGGAUUAGCUUUUCGUGGUCACGAUGAAUCUCAAGGUUCAAGUGAUAAAGGAAAUUUCCUUGAGCUUGUACAAUUUUUGGGGGAUCACAAUGAAUCUAUCAAUGAAGUAUUGCAAAAAGCUCCGAAAAAUUGCAAGCUUACCCACCCUGACAUUCAAAAAGACAUUGUGAAUGCAAUUGCACGUGAAACAUCCAAAGCCAUCAUCAAGGAUCUUGACAAUGGGUUCUUUUCAAUAUUAGUUGAUGAGUCACGUGAUAUCUCAGUGAAAGAACAAAUGGCCCUCGUUCUUCAUUAUGUGAACAAAGAAGGAAUUAUUAUAGAGCGAUUCCUUGGUAUUGUACAUGUAGCAAGUACUACCGCUUUGUCACUCAAGCAUGCUAUUGAAUGUUUACUUUCUGAACAUAAUUUAAGUUUAUCGAACCUACGUGGGCAAGGUUAUGACGGGGCUAGUAAUAUGCAAGGUGAUAUCAAUGGUCUCAAAACUUUAAUUUUGAAAGAGAACAAGUCAGCAUUUUAUGUCAAUUGUUUUGCUCAUCAACUUCAAUUGACACUUGUUGCUGUUGCUAAAAAUCACAUUAACAUUGUUGAAUUUUUUUAUGUGGUUAGUAAUUUAGUAAUUGUUGUUAGAGACUCUUGUAAGAUACGAGAUGCUCUUCGAGAUACACAAUUUGCCAAAAUUAAAGAAGAUUUAGAGAAUGGUGUACGUAAAAGUGGGCAAGAUAUGCAACUUCAAGAGCUUAACAACCGUUUUUCUGAGGCGAAUACCAAUUUGCUACUUUGUAUGGCUUGCUUGAAUCCAAGUAAUUCAUUUGUGGCUUUCGAUAAGGAAAAGUUGAUACAUCUAGCUAAGUUCUAUCCUUCUGAUUUUCUUGGGACAGAUAUUUUGGCACUUGACUCUCAACUGCAGAAUUAUAUUUUUGAUAUGCGCAGCAAUGACUUCUUUUUAGAGCUUCAAGGAGUUAGUGAACUUGCUGAAAAGUUAGUGAGCACAAGAAAACAUGAGACUUAUCCAUUAGUCUAUUUGCUAGUGAAGCUAGCUUUGACCCUUCCAGUUGCUACUGCAACAGUAGAAAGAAGUUUUUCAGCAAUGAAAUAUGUAAAGAAUGAACUGCGCAAUCGAAUGGGAGAUUAA